GGAGCGCUACCCGCCUGCGCCUGCCGGAGCUGGGGGUGGCGGCCAGGGAAGGCAGAGGGGAGAGCGCGGGGAACAAACAGGGACAGCUCCGAGGACGGGCCCGCCCCGCUCCGGGGCCGCGCGCCGCCGCCGCCGGUCCCGCCCCUCUCCCUGGCCGCCCGUGCCCGCGCGCUGAGCGGCCGCCAUGUUGUUGUGGUUGUGAGGAGGCGGUGGCAGCGGAGAGCGGCCUGGCGACCCCGACCCGUCGCCCCCACCCCAGGCAGGAGGCCGUGCCCCGGGGCGCUACGCGCCAUGCCCCGUCGCACGCUUUCAAUGUGAAGUGUCAGAAAAGCAACAUCUGAAACUUGCUGGGACAAAGAAGACUCAUUUGUUACCUAUCACUAUUUGCUUUUACUGUUACGGAAAGAAGAGCCUCAAAGUGUUGUGAGCAAAGACGAGAAUUUCUCCUCCUAGCCUGGGCCUGUCAUGGAUGAAGAGACUCAGCACAGCCUUGAAUGCAUCCAGGCUAAUCAGAUCUUUCCCAGGAAGCAGCUGAUCCGAGAGGAUGAGAAUCUUCAGGUCCCUUUCCUUGAACUUCAUGGUGAGAGCACAGAGUAUGUGGGACGAGCAGAGGAUGCCAUCAUUGCACUUUCUAAUUACAGACUGCACAUCAAAUUCAAGGAGUCUGUUGUGAAUGUUCCAUUACAGCUUAUAGAAAGUGUUGAAUGCCGAGAUAUAUUUCAACUUCAUUUGACUUGCAAAGACUGCAAAAUUAUCAGGUGUCAGUUCUCUACCUUGGAGCAAUGUCAAGAGUGGCUUAAGCGACUGAACAAUGCCGUUCGCCCUCCUUCGAAGAUAGAGGACCUUUUUUCGUUUGCAUACCAUGCUUGGUGUAUGGAGGUAUAUGCCAGUGAAAAAGAACAGCAUGGAGAUUUGUGCCGGCCAGGGGAGCAUGUAACUUCGAGGUUUAAAAAUGAAGUUGAACGGAUGGGUUUUGAUAUGAACAAUGCCUGGAGGAUAUCCAAUAUCAAUGAGAAAUACAAGCUCUGUGGUAGCUACCCACAGGAGCUCAUAGUUCCCGCCUGGAUCACGGACAAGGAGCUGGAGAGUGUGGCAAGCUUUCGGUCCUGGAAGCGUAUCCCAGCUGUGGUUUACAGGCACCAGUGUAAUGGGGCAGUAAUUUCCCGUUGUGGACAGCCCGAGGUCAGCUGGUGGGGCUGGAGAAAUGCAGAUGAUGAACACCUUGUCCAGUCAGUGGCCAAAGCAUGUGCCUCAGACUCUAGGUCAAAAAGCGGCAAAUUAAUGAAUGGAAAUUGUUCCAGAGACUUCUCCAAUGGAGGGGACCUCUCUGAUGUGGAAUUUGAUUCCUCAAUUUCUAAUGCUUCAGGAGCAGAAAGUUUGGCCAUCCAGCCUCAGAAGCUUUUGAUCUUGGAUGCACGUUCUUAUGCAGCUGCUGUGGCUAACAGAGCCAAAGGUGGAGGCUGUGAGUGCCCAGAGUAUUAUCCAAAUUGUGAAGUGGUGUUCAUGGGGAUGGCAAACAUCCAUUCUAUCCGGAAGAGCUUUCAGUCGCUGCGCUUGCUCUGCACACAGAUGCCAGACCCAGGAAAUUGGUUAUCAGCACUGGAAAGUACCAAAUGGCUGCAGCACUUGUCUGUGCUUCUGAAAUCUGCACUAUUGGUAGUGCAUGCAGUAGACAGAGACCAGCGACCAGUCUUGGUGCACUGCUCGGAUGGCUGGGACCGAACCCCACAGAUAGUGGCACUGUCCAAACUGCUGCUAGAUCCAUAUUACAGGACCAUAGAGGGUUUCCAGGUGCUAGUGGAGAUGGAAUGGCUGGAUUUUGGCCACAAGUUUGCAGAUCGCUGUGGCCAUGGUGAGAAUUCGGAUGACCUAAAUGAGCGCUGCCCAGUAUUUUUACAGUGGUUGGACUGCGUCCAUCAGCUCCAGAGGCAGUUCCCUUGCUCUUUCGAGUUUAACGAAGCAUUCCUUGUCAAAUUGGUGCAGCACACCUACUCUUGCCUCUUUGGUACAUUCCUGUGCAACAAUGCGAAGGAGAGAGGAGAAAAACAUACUCAGGAAAGGACAUGUUCUGUCUGGUCUCUGCUGCGAGCAGCAAACAAAGCCUUCAAAAACCUGCUUUACUCCUCCCAGUCAGAAACUGUGCUGUAUCCAGUGUGUCAUGUGCGUAAUUUAAUGCUCUGGAGUGCAGUUUACCUACCAUGUUCUUCCCCUUCCACCCCUGCUGAUGACACCUGUGCCCCUUACCCAGUUCCAGGCUCCAGCCCUGAAGAUCAGUCUCUGGGCAGGCUACCAAAGACGAGAUCGUUUGACAAUCUGACAACGGCCUGCGACAGCAACGUGCCUACGACUAACCGACGUAGUAGUGAUCCCAGCCUAAAUGAAAAGUGGCAAGAGCACCGUAGGUCCCUGGAGCUGAGCAGCCUUGGCAACCCAGGGGAUGAUCCAUUUGAUGGGGACAGCCUGAGCAAACAAGGCAGGGCUCUUGUUGGAGCAGAGCUUUCUGUUGCAGCUGGCGUGGCAGAGGGACAGAUGGAGAACAUUUUGCAGGAAGCCACCAAAGAGGAUGUUGGUCUGGAGGAGCUCUUGAGGGGUACCCUGGAGACAACAGGCAAAGAGGAUGAGGAGGAGGUUAUCCUGGGUAAAGAGAACAGAACUGAAAAUCUUGAUGGGUAUGUUGAUGGCCUCUAUGAAAAGACUGAGAUGGAUACAGAUACUUUAAUAAACAAUCCAGUGUCCAAUCCACAUUCAGUUUCACAAGGUUCUUCUGAGCUUAAAAGACAACAGGAGGAGCCUAUGGAUCUCAGUAACAGUAUCCAGAAGUUACUUCAGGUGAAAGGACUACAAACUAUUCCCUUGGAGAGUACUGUAAAUAGUGACAUUCAGAAGAAUGUGGAGGGAGGUGUUAGUAGACUUCAUAUAGAGGCAGAGAGCCCUCCAUUGCCCAUCACAAUCCAACAUGAGGCAAAAACAUCCAACAUGGAAAGUUCUACCGAAACCUUAACCGAGAAUGGAGCAAAGCAAGAGCUGAUUCAGAAAGGCCCUUGCCACGGACCUCAUCUGAUGGACAACAGUGCUGAAGAACUUUCUCAAACAACUGAAAACAGAACUGAGGGGGAAAACAUGAUAAAGCUACACAGACUGGGAACAAAAGUAAACAGGACUUCUAACAGCAGCAACACACACAGCUCAAUGCCUUCCCCUUGUGCCUUGCCUUUAGCUGAAUGUAAAGAUGAGAUUGUGUGUAAUGGGGAGCUGGAGACUGAGAACAAGGUGACAGAGAAACCUGCAGGGUUUAGUAUUACCCAGAAAUACCCUGCAGCAAAUGGACACUGUGUGAAUGGAGAGGAUGAUAGGAUCAAAGCCUCUCUGAGCCGGCAGGUCUCUACAGCUAGUUGUAGUUCUGCCCAGUUUCACUUGAGGAACUUGCACCAUAAGUGGGUGCAUGGCCAUUCUGGGAGGCAACAGACAGUUUGCAGCCCAGACCAACCCACCAGGAGCCACUUGGAUGAUGAUGGGAUGCCAAUCUACACUGAUGUUAUCCAGCAGCGCCUGCGUCAGAUUGAAACUGGGCAUCAGCAGGAAGUAGAGAUAUUGAAGAAGCAAGUGCAGGAGUUGAGGAGCCGGUUGGAGAGCCAGUACCUGAAUAGCUCACUACGUUUCAAUGGCGAUUAUGGGGACGAAGUGACUUCAAUACCCGACUCGGAAAGCAAUCUGGAUCAGAACUGCUUGUCUCGCUGCAGCACAGAGAUUUUCUCUGAAGCCAGCUGGGAGCAGGUGGAUAAACAGGACACAGAGGUGACACGAUGGCUUCCAGACCACCUAGCUGCACACUGCUAUGGCUGUGACAGUACAUUCUGGCUUGCCAGCAGGAAGCACCACUGCAGGGACAUUGAACGUGUUGAUCAAACCUGUUUUUUCUAAUAGCAGUUUCUAAUGGAGUCCAUACGAAGACUUCAAAAACCACUGUACGAGUCUAGCCAAAGUGAGUUUCCUAGUGCUAAGGUUAGAGCUUUAUAACCAGAAGCUGCUGUGCAGAGCUGGGAAAGUUAGCCCAUUGAGGUGAGAAAUGGGAUUUCCCUUUGCUGUCUGUCACUCCACCAGUUACUAGCAUCAGGAAAUCUUGUCUCCUGGCAUUGAAAGAUUAAUCAAGGCUGCUAGACACAUUCAGACUUUUCUGCCCAUCAGUCUCUAGGCAGCAGGAAAUCAAGAUCUCCCCCUAUAAGCCUCUACUGGCACAAAAUCCUGACACCAACGAGUUGAUGAGAAAAACAUAAGCCAAGCAGAUAAACUCUGGAAGCUUCUGUGUAAAAUUUGAAAACUUCAGCUCCCUGAAGUACAGUGCUAACGCCUUAGUAAUGCCUGCCUAGUUUUGGAGGGCAGGGGUGUGAAUUAUAGUGCUCAUCAGCUUAGAAUGAUCAGAGCCAGGAUUUGGGCGGGUGCGGG
Molecule: messenger RNA, 4443 nt
Organism: Mauremys reevesii (Reeves's turtle)
Lineage: Eukaryota; Metazoa; Chordata; Testudines; Geoemydidae
Gene: MTMR3
Product: myotubularin related protein 3
Exons: 21
Coding region: 466-3921 (1151 amino acids)
Biological process (GO): dephosphorylation; regulation of autophagy
Molecular function (GO): metal ion binding; protein phosphatase binding; phosphatidylinositol-3-phosphate phosphatase activity
Source: RefSeq, a predicted model, not a curated record